Molecule: messenger RNA, 4656 nt
Organism: Mixia osmundae IAM 14324
Lineage: Eukaryota; Fungi; Basidiomycota; Mixiomycetes; Mixiales; Mixiaceae
Exons: 13
Coding region: 1-4656 (1551 amino acids)
Biological process (GO): magnesium ion transmembrane transport; intracellular magnesium ion homeostasis
Cellular component (GO): plasma membrane
Molecular function (GO): magnesium ion transmembrane transporter activity
Source: RefSeq, a predicted model, not a curated record
AUGGCAAGGGGCAGACGGAGAGACAGAGAGCGAGAGGAAGAGCUGGCCGAAGAUGGCAGCGGUACGGCGACGCCAAUCGAAGCAGCGCCCGAGCCAGAACAAGCCCAGCAGCGCGGUCGAAGAGGCAGACGUGGUGGGGGUGUGACUGGCCCUACAAGCGCACUCACUUCCUUCCUCAGGGAACAAGGCAUCACUGCCAGAGGAUCACGCUUUGAUCGUGCGCGACCGGCAGAGGAAGAGACGAGCUCAGAGCUACAAGAGAUCAACGAAGAACUCGCCGAACUGACAGCAGAAGCCACAUCUGGACCCUCUACUUCUGCAGCUUCGCCUAUCGCCUCGGGAUCCGGCACGCGUACGCCCGCUUCAUCUGCCAAAAAGUCCAAGAAACCUCGCAUUAUCGACUCAGACGAUAGCGACGAGCCUGAAAAGACACCGGCAAAGAAAGGCCGCUACGAUGAUCGCAAGACGGGCAGCUUUGCUCACUGCUCGGACUGCCACAAACGGUUCACUAUCACAGACCGGACGUUCAUCAAGACGAACAAUGAGAUGCUCUGUCCACCCUGUCAGAGCGAGUGGAUGGAUCUGGAAAGAGAGACUAGCGUUGCGCCUGCGCCCAAGCCUAAAAGACGCGCGACAAAGCAAAAGCAGCUCAACUCGGAAAUCGAAGACGGCCGGGCAAAGAUCACGAUCAAGAGUCUUCAGAUUAGCUGCAUCGAACUCAUAGGCACGCAUAUCCAGAAUGUCGAGGCACUCGGCGAUAUCGGUACGGCCAAUCUUGACAAGAUUGCAAAGAUUGUCUGCAAGAACAGAGCGCUCUCACCUGAUACGCUCAAGCUGUUCCUCGACAUACAGACUACCGAUUUGCGGCUGUACGACUGCACACGACUGGAUCAAGAUGGCUUGCAAUCGAUUCCUGUCUUCAGUCCUCGCAUACAACGCAUGACGCUAGUCAUGUGCGGUCUUGUUGACGACGACGUGCUCGAGCAAUGGCUGUCCCGCUUCGAGCAUCUCACUUAUCUCGAACUAUACGGUCCCUAUCUCGUCACAGACGCCAAAUGGCAGUCUUUCUUCAGAUCACGCGGGCAGGACAAGGCAGCAAAGCUGUCCGGCUUCCUCAUCAAGCAAUCUGCUCGCAUAGACCGCGGUGCCGUCGAAGCUUUAGUGGACCAGAACGCUGCAAUUACCCAUCUCCAGCUUGCCGAGAUCGGAAGGCUGAGAUCGGAUUGGCUGGAUUUGCUUACACCGCUCACAUCCCUUGUCCAUCUCGAUCUGUCGCAUGGCGGCGUUGAUGGCGAUACGAUCACAGAUGAAGCGGUUGUCAAGCUGCUCGCUUCAGUCGGCGCGAACCUCGAAACACUCAUUCUCGAUGCCAAUUCUGCGCUCACAGAGGAGACCCUCACCAAGGGUAUCAAGCCCCAUUGCAAGAAACUCACGCAUCUCAGCCUCGAGCAGCUUGCCGUCUCGUCUGAAGGCUUGCAAGACCUCUUUACCGACUGGCAAUCUCAAUCGCUGCGGCGGGUGAACUUGCACAGAUGUACGGACAUGGAAGACGAAGCGCUCGAUGCGCUCGUUGCUCAUUCGGGCAGUACGAUCGAGUACCUGGAUCUCAAUUCGGUUGACAAUCUGCGCGAAUUGGCUCUCAUGCGUCUGGCGAAAUCGUGCCCAAAGAUGAUCGAGCUUGACCUCAGCUUCGUGCGAGAUGUGGACGACUUCAUCGUCAAAGCUGUGCUGGACAAUAUGCCUGCUCUGACGACAUUCUUCGUCUGGGGCAACAAUCGAGUGUCUGAUCUCUGCCCCACUCGCUCGGGCGUCAAAGUCGUUGGGCAAGAAUCGCAACACGACUGUCGCGAAGGACAAACAAGGUCCUCAGCCAACGCGGGCAGGCUUGAUUGGGCAAGCCGCAGCGCCUGCAUGACUGUCACCGGUUCACCUGCUGGCGUGGGCCAGCCACAUGAUCCAGAGUUUGUGCGGUCUCGCUCGACAACGGCGAGAGCGGAGUACAGUACCUCACCUCCUGCUCGACGGGCUGGCGGCGGCGCAGAGUCUCCUUCCGCUAGCUCUGAGCGUCCUGCAGAGGACGACGAAGCAGCAGCACAAGCAGAGAGGGACUCUCACUUCUUCACCGGUCCCUCUUCGCCUCCUCUCGUCGCACACAGUCCACUUGAUCGCACGCACCUCCGUCACGGCAGUCUUCACAACCAAGUCACCCCCGAUCGGCUCGUAGACAGACUGCCAGGCACUGCCCAAUCCCAUUCUGCCACUGCUGCCGCAACAGCGGGAGGGACGACGAGAUUCUACAGACACCAUCAUAGGACUCUGUCCGAUGCCUCACUCGACUCCCAGCCGGCCUACAUUGACCAUCGCGCUCAGCCCUAUUCACUCUCUUCGAGCGGUGGCAGACGAGCUGCUUCGGGACUGAGAGAUGAGGUCAGACGGCGAUCGAACGUCAGAAGAAGCCCAAUGUCUGCAGGCGAGCUCGAGGACGGAGACGAAAGUCUCGAUGAUCUCGAGCUGCCUACUUCUUCGGUCCCUUUUGAGACUGACGAGACCAUGCAUGGGCAACCCCGAGCAUCGACUCUGUCUGCUUCCAGGCCCAGCGUUGCCCGCCAUCGCUCUUCAGGACGCGUGCGAACGAUGCGCGCGGCCGAUCUGGACGAGCAAGUCAUUGACGAUCAAGCGGACCCGCACGCAUACAUCCGCAGACAGCAGUCGCAUCGAUCUGAUCGCUCCAGUCGCUCCCGCCGUCGUGACAACGAAUUUGAUGAUGGCAGCAGACGGCCCUCCGAUGCAGAGAAAGUUCAAGAGGAUGUUUGUUUUCCCCUGCUCGGACCAGAUCAAGAUACACACAUUCCGCUUGAUCCUCGUCACGAGCACCGACUACGAUACGAUCAUCAUUAUAGUGGCGUGCCUGGCGUGCUCGCUCACUUUCCUUUCGCUUUCGACUUCUCUGCUCUCGAGGAAUUUGCCGGCAAGGAGCGAGAAUUUGAAGGCUUGCCGAUGGGCAUCUCGCCUGCACGUGCCAACGGAGGCGCUCAGGCAGUCAGCUUCAGCGAUAGCGGCAUGCCCAAGCGCGAGCGUCUGGACAGCAAUGGCAACCCGAUGCCAGACGCUGCGAUCACCGGCUCACCUCGACUUCAUCGCAAUCCACGUAACAGACGGUUGAGCGAAAGCCAACCUGUGCGCAAUCGCUAUCAGCGCAAGCUAGCACAGUUCGAAGGCGAUGCUGAAGACGACGCGCGAGAAGGCAAGGCAACGAUCUUCUCGAGUACAAAGACGCCACUGCUGACAGAUGACAAACGAAGUAACUCUGGUUUCGGUGCCACUGGUAUAUCCCAGCGCACUCGUAGUGGCACGACAAAUAGUGACGAGAAGGCGCGCCCAUAUCGCUUCUCUUUCUAUUCAAACGCGCUACCUAGCACGAUACAUGCCCGAUCGCUCGCUGAGAUACCUGCAGAGGGCCAGACCUUUGCAGAGCUGUUCACUGGCAGAGUAUAUGAUGACGAGCAGGAGGGUAGCAAUCGUACUGGCGCACCGGGCGAAGCGACACCAUCAGCGCAUCCCAGUAUGCCAGGCACCGGCACCCACAGCCCCAAUGAAGCCGCUUCUCAGCGCACCUCUGUCAACAUGGGUCACCAAUCUAAUCAAGGCGGACCGGCUAGCUCCCGCAAUCACUUGCAAGGGUCAAAGCCAAAGAGCAACGUUAUGCGAACUGACGACGACGCGGAAGCGAAUACUUGGUGGCUUGAUGUCUUGUGUCCUACCGAUCAAGAGAUGAGAGUACUCAGCAAGGUCUUUGGCAUCCAUCCUUUGACAACGGAAGAUAUUCAGAUGGAAGAAGCGAGAGAGAAGAUUGAGCUCUUCAGAAAUUACUAUCUCGUCUGUUUCCGCUCGUUCGAUCAAGAUCCUUACAGUCCGACCUACCUCGAGCCGCUCAACAUGUACAUCAUCGUCUUCCGCGAGGGCACGCUCUCUUUCCAUUUCCGGGGCGCUCCUCAUCCUCAGAACGUUCGUCGACGUAUCAAGCAGCUCAAGGACUAUAUCAACGUUACGUCCGACUGGAUCUCGUACGCGCUCAUCGACGACAUCACGGAUGCCUUUGCUCCGCUAAUCCAGAAUAUCGAAUACGAAGUCGACAGCAUCGACGAGCUGGUGCUCAUUCUCAAAGAUGCGGGUCAGGGUGAUAUGUUACGACGAAUCGGUACUUGUCGAAAGAAAGUGAUGGGUCUCUUGCGACUUUUGGGCAGCAAAGCAGAUGUCGUCAAAGGACUGGCAAAGCGAUGUAACGAGAACUGGUCAGUGGCCCCCAAGUCGGACAUCGGCCUAUACCUCUCCGAUAUUCAGGAUCACAUUCUGACGAUGAAUUCCAAUUUGGCUCACUACGAAAAGAUUCUGUCACGAGCGCAUGCUAAUCACCUCGCUCAAAUGUCCAUCGAGAUGACGAUCGUCAACAAUGACACUAACAACCUGCUUGGAAAGCUAUCGGCACUGGGUGCUGUGCUGCUACCCAUGUCACUCGUGACGGGCAUAUGGGGAAUGAACGUGCAUGUGCCAGGACAGGAUGUCGAAAACCUCAACUGGUUCGCGGGGAUCAUCAGCUGCCUCGUCUUUUUUGGCCUCAUCGGUGGUUACUUCACCAACAAGGCUUUCAAUCAGUAG